Messenger RNA from Malurus melanocephalus (red-backed fairy wren), 1830 nucleotides. RefSeq names its product G-protein coupled receptor family C group 5 member B-like. The transcript has 3 exons. Gene Ontology annotation, cellular component: intracellular membrane-bounded organelle; extracellular exosome; plasma membrane. Lineage: Eukaryota; Metazoa; Chordata; Aves; Passeriformes; Maluridae. The coding region runs from base 16 to 1179 and encodes 387 amino acids. Gene Ontology annotation, molecular function: protein kinase binding; G protein-coupled receptor activity; protein kinase activator activity. The record is from RefSeq and is a predicted model, not a curated record. Gene Ontology annotation, biological process: G protein-coupled receptor signaling pathway.
AUCUCAGGCAGGAAAAUGAGAACCUCCCCAGCCAUUGGAUUCUUGCUCCUGUUGGUGAUCAGCCAUGGCUCCUCCGAGAACUCCAGCACUGCCCGGGGGUGUGGGCUGGAUCUGCUGCCCCAGUACGUGUACCUGUGUGACCUGGAUGCCAUCUGGGGCAUCGUGCUGGAGGCGCUGGCCGGGGCAGGAGUGCUGACCACGCUGCUGCUGAUGCUGAUCCUGCUGGCCAGGCUGCCCUGCAUCAAGGACAAGGAGAAGAGGAGCCCCCUGGGAAUGCAUUUCCUCUUUCUGCUGGGCACGCUGGGGCUGUUUGGGCUGACGUUCGCGUUCAUCAUCGGCGAGGAUGAGCUGGUGUGCUCCGCGCGCCGCUUCCUCUGGGGCGUUCUCUUUGCGCUGUGCUUCUCGUGCCUGCUGGCGCAGGGCUGGCGGCUGCGCAGGCUGGUGCGGCGUGGCCAGAGCCCCUCGGGCUGGCUGCUGGCCGGGCUGCCCCUCUGCCUGAGCCUGGUGCAGGCCAUCAUCGCCAGCGAGUGGCUCAUCCUCACCCUGCUCCGGGAGCGCCACCCCGCCUGCGCCUACCAGCCCAUGGACUUUGUCAUGGCUUCCAUUUACGUCAUGUUCCUGAUGCUCUGCGCCACGGCAUUCUCCUUUUUCACUCUCUGUGGGAAGUUUAAGAAAUGGAAGAAGAACGGAGUAUGCCUCAUUAUAACGCUUUUCUUCUCCCUCCUGAUUUGGGUGGCCUGGAUGACCAUGUACCUGUUCGGGAACGCGGCGCUGCACAGGAGGGACAGGUGGAGUGACCCCACUCUGGCCAUCGCGCUGGUGUCCAGUGCUUGGGUCUUUGUGAUCUUCCACGCCAUCCCCGAGGUGCACUGUACCAUCCUUCCAUCCCAGCAGGAAAACACACCCAAUUAUUUCGACACUUCGCAGCCGAGGAUGCGCGAAACCGCUUUUGAGGAGGAUAUUCAGCUUCCCCGGAGCUACAUGGAGAAUAAAGCCUUUUCAAUGGAUGAACAUAAUGCAGCGCUGAGAACUGCGGGAUUUCGGAACGGCAGCUUGGGGACGCGCCCCAGCGCUCCUUUCAGAAGCAAUGUUUAUCAGCCAACUGAGAUGGCAGUUGUGCUAAAUGGUGGCACUAUCCCAACUGCUCCGCCAAGUUACACUGGACGACACCUCUGGUGAAAGCUGUAGGCUGUAGAGAAUAUCAGUCCUGGUGCAGAUGUUGUUCCCUGGCAGUGUGUCUUUGAGGGAAGGAAUCCAUAACAAUACACAACAAAGCAACAAAACAUCCAGGAUCUUUUGAAAUCCUACAGAGGAUUUUGCCUAAAUGUGAACGCCAUUGAACUGAGAAUUGCAAAAACAAAAUUGUAAAACCGAAGCUGAAUCUAACUUGACACAGAAGUAGGCACAGCAUAAAUUGGAAGAGGGGAUGUUGUACUCUGAAGUGUAAGAUAUUCUCUUAUCUGUAACCUGUGUGCCAGGCAAGCCUAGUUUUGGUGGUUGCCAGUUGCUUGCAAAAUACCCUCCUCUCACGUAACUUAAUUCAUGUUGCCACAAGAGAUUGCCACCCCAGUGUGAAACCAUGCAGGAUUUCUUUCCGUUUUGCUCCUUUUGCCGUCAUUUCAGAUCCUACAGGUCCUGUUUGCUCGUGCCCAGCUGAUCUGUGUCACACAGCACGGGUGCACUCAGGAUGGGCACGGGGCAGUCAGACUGUGGCACCCCAGUGUCCAGUGUCCAGUGUCCAGUGUCCCGUUGGGUUCUGGCACUGUGGCACUCCAGUGUCCAGUGUCCAGUGUCCAGUGUCCCUGUUUGGUUCCAGGCUGGCACUGUCCA